AUGGUCGCCCAUGACACGGUUACCCAUGACGCGGCCACAAGUCAUAUGAAAUUCAAUAACGAAGACCUUUUUUCUUUCUUGGUGGAUAUUUAUUCCUUUCAGCCGAUUCCAGUACAAACGACCCUGGCAGUUGCGAUCUCCGAUUCACCAUACGUCUACUCGCUUAAACAAGUGGUAGAAUUAUUUGAGUUGCUUCGCCAAGGCCACGAAUCAGAUCUGAAAAAAUUAGCUGACGAGAUGCAGCGACCUUUGCUCCUAAGAGCGGAUACAGUGGAGUUGGUGCUUAAUGCGUGGAAAAUUAAUAUGGCACACCCGGAGGAUACAUGGUACGUUUUUUCUCUUCUAAAAAAUUCAAAUAUGAUUGAUCUCAAUCUCUUCAACUUGUGGCUGCGAUAUGUCCAAUUAUACUGGAAACAUGUGAAAUCGACUCUGGGUGUCUAUCCUUAUCUCUAUAAGGAUAUUGAUGCUUUUCUGAAACAACAGUUGUCAAUACAGCAAAUGACGGCUGUGCUGUCCUCGAAGGCAUUUUAUCACCUGCUUACAAUGGUAUUUACUUGUGAUGUUUCGAAAAUUGCCAGGAGCUGGAAUCUAAAGAUAUUGAUUUAUGGCACGACACCUAAACAAUAUUUCAAAUACCUGUUUCGGUCACCAAUGUCUUCUAUUGACGACAAAAACUUUAUGCCGGCAAUUCAAUUUAUCGGUAUUUACAAGAAACGCGCUGUCGAACUCAGAGUCAGAAGUAGCAGUUGCCAUGCUAAAGUACAUUGA
This is a messenger RNA of Plasmopara halstedii, 768 nucleotides long. RefSeq lists its product as uncharacterized. The transcript is spliced from 2 exons. NCBI's taxonomy places the organism in Eukaryota, Oomycota, Peronosporomycetes, Peronosporales, Peronosporaceae. Bases 1 to 768 code for a protein of 255 amino acids. The record is from RefSeq and is a predicted model, not a curated record.